This is a messenger RNA of Trachymyrmex septentrionalis, 455 nucleotides long. RefSeq names its product structural maintenance of chromosomes protein 6-like. The record is from RefSeq and is a predicted model, not a curated record. NCBI's taxonomy places the organism in Eukaryota, Metazoa, Arthropoda, Insecta, Hymenoptera, Formicidae.
GGAAUUGAUUUCGUCAUACAUGAUUACCCAGUGGCGGGUGUCACGAUGGCCCCCGAAAGACAAACACGUGGAGUACGGAAUCAUAGUGGCGAGAAAGAGUAAGGAGGGGUGAGAAGGGGAGGAAAGGAAGAGAGGAAGAGAAAGAGAGAGGGUAAGGACUGCUUUCACCGCUGUUGCUGCGGUGAUGAUAAGCGUCGAUGGUCGGGAUCGUAACGUUGAACUUCUCUGGUAAUCUCGCUAGCAACGACGACAGUAACGAUGACAGCAGUAGUAGCGAUAGUAGCGGCGUCAACAAAGACGACAAUGAUGACGCUGAUGACGACGACAACGGUAACAAUGUCUACCAUGAACGGCGCUCGCACCGGACUAGGGAGAAGAAUUUAUGAAAGAAAACAACGAUGGGACGCGACACCGGCGACAGCGGGCGGCCACGAGACCUCAACGCAACCAGAAAA